Messenger RNA from Etheostoma cragini (Arkansas darter), 2840 nucleotides. RefSeq names its product autophagy-related protein 16-1-like. NCBI's taxonomy places the organism in Eukaryota, Metazoa, Chordata, Actinopteri, Perciformes, Percidae. The record is from RefSeq and is a predicted model, not a curated record. Bases 1810 to 2550 code for a protein of 246 amino acids. Gene Ontology annotation, biological process: autophagosome assembly; negative stranded viral RNA replication. The transcript has 5 exons. Gene Ontology annotation, cellular component: autophagosome membrane.
CCUUCGUACAGAGCAGAAAGGACAAAAUGAGGCGUUGGCCCAGGCCUGGAGAGAGAAAGAAGAACUUGUGCAACGGUGGAUGGAGGAGAAGAGGGGGGAUGCAGACAGGUUGAAUAAGUACAACGACACACAGGAAAGGUGGCAACGUUUGGCCAAACAGCUGAAGAAGCACCUUGAUAAGGAGAUGAGAAAAGAGUAUGUUCCCAUGGUGACAAGCUCUCGGAGUAGUGAAACAGAAACGCCUACAUCAGUAAAUCUGAGUAAGCAUCAGCGUUCUCUUUAAAAUAUGAAUGCAUAAUGUAGUGGGUGCAAACAAAUGGGUGCCUCUUCAUUGAAAGCCAUUAGUCCACCUCAUUGCUGCACACAUACAAACCCUCGUAGGCACCAAGAGCCUUCAUCAAGAGCAUCCUUCUGACCAUUUCUAAUUAAGGAGGUCUAAUUGAUGAGGUCUUUGUUACGGUGAUAAACAAAGCAGUGAUAACUAUCCAUUUAGCCUUCAUCAAAUAAGUCAUUUAAUACCAUUAAGUGACUCAUUUCCACACAGUUUACUCACAUUCAAGUACCUUCACGAUAAGCUUAUUGUGACAGUUAUAGUGGUACUGGACCACUGUGUCAGUUCAAGAGGCGGCCAUUUUUAUGCAUUGUGUGUCCUUCAACCUGAUUGUCAGGAACAGGCCUGUAGCUGCCUUUGAUGUCAGGACACAUUGAUGUUGUCAUGUCUUUGGUAUUUUUCUUUGACAGUUACCAACCUGGAGAGGAGGGUACUGUUAGUUGUACAAUGAAAAACUUGGUCAUGGUUGUUUUAUUACAUGCGGAUUCCAGUAUGUUUAGACUUGACAUACUUACAUUUUUACACUUUUUUGGCCAAUACAAAAUACAAUAUCAUUGUGGGUGCCUACACAACUUAGAAGAAUAUGAACAUGUUUGGACCCUGGAUGGUAACCUAAAACAUGUAAUUCAGCUUAUUUAUUUUUUUGCUCCUUUUGUCUUUGGUAUUAAUAAUACAACAGAUAUGCAUCAGGGACAUUCAGACCACAACCAUGUAUCAGCGUUGGCAAAAGUCUAAUUUCCCAUGGGAUCCUGAAGACAACAGAUCUCAGCGUGAGGGUUAGGUCAUUUCCCCAUUUCUCCAUUCUACAUUUGCCGGUAGUUGAAAAACGAAUUGGUCAUGCGUAUACUUACACGAAUGUGACUCUAGAACGGUGACCAAGGAGUGACUGUAUGUUUUGUUAAAUUUACCUACUUUAGAAUUUAAAAGAAUCCUUCUAGUUGCACGAUUUGAGGUGAUAAACCAUUGAAAAAACUCUGCUUAUCUAGUUCACAUCAUUUAAAUCACAGGAGCUGGGGUUGUACAGUCAGGGCUUGGUAUUUACUAACUAGGUGCCUAUUUUAACUAUUUUUGUUUGCAAAGAAAAUCAUGUAAAUAAUGUUUUACUUCCUAGGUCAAAAAGUGUAUUUGAAAAUAAUGGAUUAAAGUUUACUUAUAAUAAUUAACAUUUCUUUCUAAAAUGAAGAAAAAAAAAUAUCCCAGAUGAUUAUUUGUUGUUGUGCAUUCCUAAAUCCAGUGUAAAAUAAAGCCACAUAUGUAUAUGUUAUUUUUGUUUUCGUCAUCCAUCAGAGAAACCUUUCCUUUGACCUUGGUUGCUGACUUGUAGAGCUCCUCAACAAAGACUGUCUAUUUUCACCACAUUUAAAAAAGACAGGAUAAUUCUACAUAGUACAUUUAAUGACUUCAUUGGCUAUAAUUAAAUAUUUCACAAUGCAUGCUUUUUUGUAUUUUUUUGUAUUCCAGUUCCAACACACAUCUCCAUGGCAAGUGGAGAUCACAUUUCAGGUUGUUUGUGUAUGAAGCAGCAUGUUUCCAUAGCCACCAGUGUGUUUGCAUUAGUUGUUAAGUUGAACAGUGUAUGUGUGUGUGUGAGAGGUGUAUUGGUGAAACUAAUCAGUAGACUCUCAAACUGUGUUAAAAUGGUAAAAGGUGGAAAGCGAUAUUUUUCAAUGAGCAGUGAUGGCAAAUGGUUUGCUCAUCCAGGUUCCCCAGAAAAUGAAAUGAGGAGUCGUGAGGGUUGUACAAGCACUGGGAUCAUGCUGACUCAGGGUAAAUCAUCGUUGCCUCAGGCUUUAAACUUGGAGCGCUAUCCUAAAUGGAAAACUCAGCAGAAAUCCAGAGAAUAUCCAUUCUCAGACCACGAUAACAAGUAUGCCUUUAAAGACAACAUAAAUGUCUUCACUCAUGGUGUAGGACGCAGAAAGUGUCUUGAUGAUCACAGACAGCACAACUCCCAUUUCUGCCUGUGCCAAGAUGGAGCUUACAGCAGCCUUGAAGAGACUGGAGGGAACAUCACGGUCCAACAGACUGACUUGACGGUGAAGCAGUCUGUUAAUGUUCCAACCAGCACCAGGCGGUUUCCCCGCAACCACAAGCAGAAGUCGGCAGAGGCAGCUUUGGCGCAAGCAGGGGAGCAAGUCAUGUGGUUCGGUCGACAUGACUCCGAUCUCUCAGAGACCCUGCUGGCAGCUACUAACUGCUUAGCAGUAUCCAAGCCCUAAGAUACAUACGCACAUACAUUUGUACGUACAUACGUUGAGGAGACAGCAAUGAGGGGGCCAAGUGAACUUUCUAGGUGGGGUCCAGUUGUCAAGUCAAAAAAUGGAAUUACAAUGUAAACAUCAGAUUUUUUUGUUUCAAGAGGUCUUGUUCCACCCAACAACUCCAAUUAGACUGGAAAAUAAAUAGUUAAUCAUUUUGAUGUACUAACAAUAGUAAUGGAUCUUAUCAUAUUCCUGACUAUAUUUAGGCACACUUCACAAUGCUAAUUUGAGACAAGUUGUAUUUGAUU